GUAUAGUAGCACUUUUUAACCAUCCCCGUAUUGCUCAUCCGAAUGAUCCUCACUUAAAUGAUCUCUAUUUAUCUAUAACUUGUAAUUAUAUCUAACAUGCAAUGAGUGACCUGACCCUGUUUGACCUGACGGGGGGCUAUGGUGUGUACCAGUUUGUGUAUGCUUCUCUCGCUGCUUUGGUCACUGCUCUAGUCUGCACGGAUUCUGCGCUGACUCCCUUUUUGUUCCACGACAUCUCUCACAGGUGCUCAGUGCCUGCGGCUGCCGAAACGUCAUCUAACACGUCAUCUUAUUCUCCACUUCUUUUCAAUGUGACCACGACCACUGCUUUGUCAUCUGUAGCUGCAAUAGGAAACUUCUCUAUUGUAGAUACUGCCUUCAGUGACUCAUGUGAUGCGGGCUACUCGCUCUCCGAUUGUGCUUCGGUGGGCGGGCAGAUAGAGUACGAGUGCUGCUACCCAUUCCACAGCACUGUGGUGUCCGACUUCGACCUCAUCUGCGAGAAUCUACACUACAAGUCCAUCGCAGAGUCAAAUCUGGGUCUCGGUUACCUCGUGGCCUCAGUGGUGAUUGGGCGCUUGUCAGACAGGGUUGGAAGAAGGAAAGUGGCUCUCUAUCUGCUCUUCAGCAAGAUUAUCAUCAACGCCCUCCUCUCCCUAUCCGCCAACUACUACCAGUUCCUCAUUCUAUACUUCCUCAACUGCUUCACAGGCUACGGCAUCUUCUUGUCGUUGUUUGUGUUGCUGACUGAGAGCUUCGGCAGUUCCCACCGGUACCUGGUGAGUGUGAAGGUAGAGAGUGCGAGUGUGUUGGGGGAGUUGUCUGCCUGUCUCCUGUUCUAUCUGGCCUCCUCCUGGAGACAAGUGCCUCAAGUACUCACUCUCACCAGCUUCGUCUCAUUCUUCCUUGUGCUGAUGUUCCUCUACGAGUCGCCCUUGUGGCUACUGUCCCAAGGCAGAAUGGACAAAGCGGAGGCUGUGAUUAAGAGGAUGUCCAUCAUGAACAGACGUCCUAUCCCACCCUCCAAACUCAUACAACUGAAACAAUUCUACUGCACAUCGGAGCCUUCUGACCAGACAAAAAUGAAAAGAAAGAAAAAGAAAAAUGAGAAUACUGAAUCGCUCCUUGCCAAAGAAGAUUUACCACAACAGGGGGAUAAAAAUAAGGGUGAUCGCAAGGAGUACAUGGGCGAAGACAGUGAUGGAGGGAAUAGUAUUGACAGCAGAAGUGACAACGAGGAGCGGGCCACGUGUGACUCUGUCUCUAUCCCUGGAUCCUCUGGCUCUUCUGCCUCUGCCCUGGAUCUGUUCAGACACCCAACUGUCAGGGCCAAGUCACUCAUGACCAUGUUUAACUGGUUCUCGGUGACCUCUGCCUUCUACGUGAUCUAUCUGAACAUGGCCUCUCUACAUGGUAGUGACCCCUACCUCUCUUUCAUCUAUGGUGCACUCAUUGGCAUCCCCAGUGUCCUCGUGUUCAUAUGCACCAUGCAGAUAUUCGGAAGACGACCCAUGUUCUGCCUAUUCAUGACAUCCGGUGCUUUGUGUGGUCUUGGCACUUUGAUGACUACCACAGUCUAUUUCGAAGAGCGCUUCUCCCCCCAGGCGGCCGACCGGACUGCGAUGUGGCUGACGAUAGGGGGUAAGUUCUUCUUCGGGUCAGCAUUCGGAUUGGUCUACAUCUGGAGCAGUGAACUCUAUCCCACUCCUCUGCGCAACACAGGCAUGGGACUGUCCUCUUUGUGUGGCCGAGUCGGUCUUCUAUUAGUCCCAUUCGCACUCGAGUUCGGAAUUGUGGCCCAGGCGUGUGUGUCAAUGUUGGGCUUCGUGGCUGCCUUCCAGUCUCUCUUCCUCCCUGAGACUCUGGGCACUGCUCUCCCACAGACACUCUCCGACAGUCAACUCAUACCACUGAGGAAUUGGGGCCAAAUAUGCAAUAGAUCGAGCCUUAAAGUGGACAAGAAAAAAGAGUACCUAGAUGGCAAGGAACUUAAAGAAGCAGAAGUAUAUCUAGAGCUUACUUCGGGAGUCAACGGGGUCAAGAAGAACGAUUUUGGAUCGAAAUCGGGUAAGACAGGGGAACAGUUCAUGCGGCUGCUAGAUGACCAAUCAGAAAGUGACAAUGAAUUAGAAACAAGGUUAAACAAAAACGAUAAAGAAGACGAUGCUAGCUCAAGGUCAUCACACGGCGAGGACUUUGGCGAUGAGAACAAUGAAAGUAUACAUAUCAGAUUUACAGACUGAAUGGCCUUGAAACAUAUCUCAUUUAAAAGGUGCACGCUGGCUUAUUUGUUUGAAAUAUUAGUUUGUAUUCUAUUUGUAUAGGUUAAUUUUAUUGUAUUUGUG
This is a messenger RNA of Symsagittifera roscoffensis, 2345 nucleotides long. Its product is annotated as solute carrier family 22 member 13-like. The record is from RefSeq and is a predicted model, not a curated record. The coding region runs from base 102 to 2243 and encodes 713 amino acids. NCBI's taxonomy places the organism in Eukaryota, Metazoa, Xenacoelomorpha, Acoela, Convolutidae. Gene Ontology annotation, biological process: transmembrane transport. The transcript has 11 exons. Gene Ontology annotation, molecular function: transmembrane transporter activity.